Paramuricea clavata is the source of this 1429-nucleotide messenger RNA. The record is from the annotation of a GenBank genome assembly. Lineage: Eukaryota; Metazoa; Cnidaria; Anthozoa; Malacalcyonacea; Plexauridae.
GUAUGAUUUCCGUGAACAAUCAACUUGGUCAUACCAAGUUUCUUAUCCAAGAUGUUGCCUUUAUAGAAAACGGCUUACAUGACACUGGAGCAAGAAACAGCUUGUUUGUGUUAAAUAGCUCCAUCAUAUCUUUAGUUAUUUCACAGUCACAAGUGAAGAAAAGCAAACAGCGGCUUUUAUCCAUUUAUUCUACGUGGACAGAGAUCAAUGUUUCUCAUACGACUGUGGAUGACUUUAUCAACUCUUGGCCACGCCCACAUGGCGGGACAUUUUACGUAGAAAGUAAUAUAAUGAAGUUGUUGACCAAAGAUUGUUUGUUCAGUAAUGGUCUCUUCCAAUCCUGGUUCUUCCAAUCCUGGUCAUGGCGGGCUUCUUUUUGUUUCUGCGCGUAAUACAAGCAUUCUUAUUGAAAAUUCCAUUUUAACCAAUUUAACAACAGCGGGUUAUGGUGGUGUCAUAUAUGCAACGGCCAGGCAAAAUGUUGCAGCUUCAAUGAAGUUAACUACAAAAAAUUCAAGUUUUAUCUCAAAUGAAGCAACGCAAGGUCAAGGAGGAGUUAUAUAUUUACAUAAAAAAGCCACAUCACCAUUCUUUGUUCAAGUGUUUAUCCAGAACUCGUUGUUCGAGGGAAACACUGCUUCUACAGGAGGAUGCGUAAGUGUACAAGGUGUCGAAUUUGUGUUGACUGGAAAGAAUUUAACGUUCACUGGGAAUAGUGCAGGAGGACCAGGAGGGGUCAUGAACUUAAUCGGAGCAGGUGUAAUGCGCGUAAGCAUUUCACAUGUCUUAUUCAAGGAAAAUGCCGCUAUGGCAGGACCAGGAGGUGUGUUUUAUGUGACAGCACCACAGAGUUCUAAUGACAAUAGUUCAUUAUUUAAUUUAACAGCGAGUCACGUACAGUUUGUUGGAAACAGUGCGGGUGUGCUAGGUGGAGUUUUAUACUUAGAACUUGGUUUUAGAUCGAUGUUAGUUUUUAACGACGUUGUUUUUCUAAAGAAUACUGCAGAGGCUGCCGGCCCAGGCGGUGCAAUUUAUGCGACAGGAGAUGGGAAUAUGUAUCCUUCCUUUCAAAUCUUAAUAAAGCGAGGAAGGUUUGAAAACAAUACUGCUCUCGUGGGUGGAGCCAUUUAUGUGCAAAGGACGAGUAAUGCGGAGUUCACGAGUGAAGAUUCGAUCUUUCGCUCCAAUGUUGCUUACCUUCCAGGCGGAGCGUUGUAUUUGCAAAUGUUGAACUCUACGAUAACUCUAGUCAAUACAACAUUCUCUAACAAUACAAGUGUUAGACAAGCAGGUGGUGCAGUCUAUCUGGAUAUUAGUGAUGAAAGCAAGGUUCAUAUCGCUCUUGCCAAAUUUGAACGAAAUUACGCAUUGCAUUCGUUUGGCGCAGGGCUUGCAAUAUCCACGUCUGGCGAUACAUUACGUGAAUCUG